Molecule: messenger RNA, 246 nt
Organism: Lichtheimia ornata
Lineage: Eukaryota; Fungi; Mucoromycota; Mucoromycetes; Mucorales; Lichtheimiaceae
Exons: 4
Coding region: 1-246 (81 amino acids)
Biological process (GO): intracellular protein transport
Cellular component (GO): Sec61 translocon complex
Source: RefSeq, a predicted model, not a curated record
AUGGCCGAUUCAUCGUCGUCGUCAACCACUCCCAAGGGUACUGUCAGGAGACGCGUUACUGGACGAUCCAAUACUGCUGCUUCCCGUGGACCUAUGCCUGGUGGUAGCACUUCCAGCAUGAUGCGUAUUUACUCUGACGAUUCUCCAGGACUUCGAGUUGAUCCUGUUGUUGUGUUGGUUCUUUCCUUGACCUUUAUUGCUUCAGUUUUUGGUUUGCACAUUGUCGGCAAGUUCCUUCGUGCUUAA